Molecule: messenger RNA, 2686 nt
Organism: Lemur catta (Ring-tailed lemur)
Lineage: Eukaryota; Metazoa; Chordata; Mammalia; Primates; Lemuridae
Gene: GATD1
Product: glutamine amidotransferase class 1 domain containing 1
Exons: 8
Coding region: 576-1139 (187 amino acids)
Source: RefSeq, a predicted model, not a curated record
AGUCGCAGCUGGAGUGCCCUCGGGACGUUCUGCCCUGGCAGCCCUCAGUGUCCUGGGGCUUAGGGGAAAAGCCUGUGACCACUUCCCUAGGACGAUCGCUGGGACCUUGAGUACAGAAUUUCCACUCGAGUACAAGAGGCAUUUACUGUCUUGGUACGGGACAUUAACUGAAGCCACCCCUACAACUGAAGGACACAAAAUGAUCGUGACACCGGAAACACCCUGAUGUCCUGGUGACGUCAGAGCAACACCAAUGGGGAAGUCGGUGCCUGGAAGAGUCCCACAGUCCGGCGGAAAUGGUUUGUGCAGGAUCGUGCUGGCCGGGGAGUGCAGGGAGGAGACACGAACAAGCAAGGAGCCCUUGCCCGCCCCAGGGCUGACUCUGGAACCCCGGGAGGAGCUGCUGGAGACCCCACAAACAGCCCUCACCUGCCAGCGGACGGCAGCUCCGACGUGAACAGACAUCUGGGAUGGGAGGCCGCCACCCCGACUGAAGAAAACCUUUUUCCUUCUCAGCUACUUAUGGCUUAGAGAAAUUGGGUGUGUCGGCCCAGUCCUUCCUCCACUGCUUCACAAUGGCCAGCGCCACCUUCAACCUGCAGGUGGCCACCCCUGGGGGCAAGCCCAUGGACUUCGUGGGUGUGACUGAGAGCAACGCACGCUGGGUGCAAGACUUCCGCCUGAAGGCCUACGCCAGCCCUGCGAAGCUUGAGUCCAUCGACGGUGCCCGGUACCAUGCCCUCCUGAUCCCCAGCUGCCCUGGGGCCCUGGUCGACCUGGCCAGCAGCGGGUCCCUGGCCCGCAUCCUGCAGCACUUCCACGCUGAGAGCAAGCCCAUCUGUGCGGUUGGUCACGGCGUCGCCGCCCUGUGCUGUGCCACCAAUGAGGACAGAUCCUGGGUGUUCCAUGGCUAUAGCCUGACGGGGCCCCCGGUGUGUGAGCUUGUCAGGGCCCCUGGCUUCGCCCGCCUGCCGCUCAUCGUGGAGGACUUUGUGAAGGACUCGGGCGCCAGCUUCAGUGCUAGCGAGCCCGAUGCCACGCAUGUCGUGCUGGACCGCCACCUCGUCACGGGCCAGAACGCCAGCUCCACCGUCCCUGCCGUACAGAACCUGCUCUUCCUCUGCGGCAGCCGGAAAUGAGCCUGCUGGGUGGCCGCAGCCACCUGCUGACAGCCCCGGUGUCACCUCCGUGAGCCUCCAGGGACCCUGCCUCUUCCCUCCCAGCAAGAGACCCUCGACCCGAGAUGACAGCCUGGUCUGGUCCUAGUGGGACUGUCAGGCCUCCAGGAGUGAGCUGUGGGGGUGUCGGCUCGGGUGGAGGGACAGCCCUGCCCCCUGCAUGUUCUCCUCAGUAGGAGGCAGAGACAAGGCCCAGGCCCUGCAGGAGCUGUGCUGGCCGGCGGUGGUCCUUGAGACCCCCCCAGCUGAGCAUUCCGGGGAGAGCUGGCUGGCUGGAGGGGUCAGCGGCAGGAGUCCUGGGUGGGGGCUUGCUCUGCUGCGGCCUCGGCUGCCCCCCACCCUUUAGCUGUAGGGGCCUUGGGGGAGCUGGCUCAGAACUCCUCAUCUUGGCCAGAGGGGAACAGGGAAGCUUCUGGUAGGUGCGGCCUCCUGUCCCCAGAUAGGCUGGUGCUGGCAGCAGUUCUCUGCUGAAGAAACUGCCCUAACUUGAGCCCCUGCCUGGUGUGUGGUUUCAGAAUGUAACGGGGACCCCGUCUAAGCUCUGGGAUGGUGCUGGGGGCACCGCGGGGUGGAUGCAGUGACGUUGCCCCGUCCCACGUAAGCAGCGCGGGACAGUUUGGUUGUGAAUAUCCUACCACCGUGAGGUUCGCCACGAGCAAGUCACCGCUCCCCACAGCCCUGGCCAGACAGCGCCAGCCCCCGUCCCCCAAACCCUGGACAGGCCUUUACUGGGAAACUGCCUCCCUCCUGGGUACUGCCCAUCCAGCCUCUGGGGGCUGCCCGUUGGUCCUAGAGCAGGGCCUCUGCGAGUGGCUCAGACCCCUCGUCCCCCGCCCGAGUUUGUUCCUUCGCCUUUCUCCUGCCCCCCUCCUGGCUCAGCUUGUCGGACCGCACAGCUGUCCUCCAGUGACCUGGAAGGAGACCCCUGGUGAUUGUAAAACUGUCCAGUAAGGAAGAUUCAGAACACAGUGGAAGAAGGAAGCCAGGCACGUCCCUGUCCUCGGAGGCCACUUCCCCCCACCCUCCAGCGUCUCCAGGCUGUGCUCAGAAAGAUGCUCUUGCGCACUCGUCUGGGUCUGUCCCAGGUCUGCUCUCCUCCCCGUGUGGCGGGUGUCCCUGGACACAAACUUCUUUGUUUAGACUCAAUUUAAGAUCAUGCCUUAAUGUCUUAGUCCAUUCAGGCUGUUAUAACAAAAUACCAUAAAUCGGGUGGCCUAUGAACAACAGAAACCUAUUUCUCAUAGUUGUGGAGGUGGGAAGCCCGAGAUCAAGUUACCGGCGCUAACCCCAUUGGUGAGGGCUCCACCCUGUGACCUAACGGCCUCCCAAGGGCCCACCUCCUAAUCCCAGCCCCUUAGCGGUGGGGAUUUCAACAUGAAUUUCGGGGAGACACAUUCAGACCAUGGCAGGGUGUGUUGUAGAGGUAGCGUGUGCAGAGCCUGUGACGGAGCUCGCGGUCCAGGUCACGGUGUGCGUGUGCACGCGCGUGUGAAAAGGGGGGAGCUGGG